AUGUAUACUGACUCCCCUCCCGUCGCCUCCUCCUAUGCCUCACCACCCCUCACCCCCUUCCAGGAAUACCAGCGGGAGCGCCAGCAGCAGUUUUACAGAGUUUUCCCUGCUGCACGAUAUCACGACAUCACUCAGUGGGCUAGCCUUUCUCAAUAUUCACCAUCACCCAUUGAGUAUCAUGAUCUAAACAACACCUUUGGGGGACCUGUAUUCCAAUACGACACCACUCUAACAAGCUCGGGACUUGAUCGUGGCUAUACUGCUGUCGAUACAGGAGCAUUGCAAAACAGGGCCAUCGAGCUCCCUUCGCAGCAAUAUUCAACUCAAGCGUACUAUGAGUCGUAUCCCGCCAGCACAGAUUUAGAGCAAUGUGAGUCUGACCGGGACACUACUGUCCAGCAUAGUACAAAUCUUCAUUCGGGCAGCUACUAUACACCUACAAGUCCAGAUGUGGUUUCGUACUAUUCAGAGCAGAGCAACCAUACUACCUCUGACACCAUAUCGUACCAUAUUCCUGUUCAGCAAAUCCCGACGGCUUAUAAUACCACGAAACAACAAUAUUCCAACGUUCAGGCGGAUUCACCUAGCGUCGAAGCCAGCUAUAUUCCAUCCUAUAGCCAGCAUACCAAUUACGAACACACUUACCCGAACCACAACGAUGCUGCCCCUAUUGUUGAUCUGCAACCUCCCAUCAGUCACUCACAUUACCAACAACAGGCAACCGCAGAGCUCAGUUCAUCUCAGCGCACUCAUUUCUCCGAACCCAUUCCCCAGCCUCUUAUACCCAUCCCGGGCCAAUUGCCAAAUACCCAGUAUCCAAACCAUGAGGGAGCUCAGGCACCCUCACCAGUUCCAUCCCCGAUUACGAGAAGGAUUGUGCCCGAAGGGCACAUGAGACACGAAACGGAAUCCUUGUCCGCCAAUUCAUCCUCAAGUACUCGCACCGCCCCUCGCACCGAUCGUCACAGUCCACGUUCAACUUCUCAUAUCCCUUCUCAAGCACCGAAUUCCCCAGAGCCCUCUGGGACAGGAUGGAUGGGUCCCCCAUCUGGUCCGCCGUUGCUUCACCAACCUCGUCCAUUAUCGAUGCCCUUAAGCCCACUUCCAACAAAACGUCAACUGGAGAAAAAGCCUCCUCUAGCGUGUCUGUUUUGUCGGGGAAGAAAGAUUGCGUGUGGCCCCCCUAUUCCUGGAAGCACCGAUAGAACUUGCAAUCAAUGCCAAAGGCGUUCGCUGCCGUGUGAAUACCCGACAGAAAGUCGUCGUGGGAUGCGGAAGAAAAAGGUAUUGGAUUCCGUUGAAACUGCCAGCAAGAGCUCUUCUACGGCUUCCCCAUCUGCUGACUCCGCCGACUAA
Psilocybe cubensis is the source of this 1356-nucleotide messenger RNA. RefSeq lists its product as uncharacterized. The record is from RefSeq and is a predicted model, not a curated record. NCBI's taxonomy places the organism in Eukaryota, Fungi, Basidiomycota, Agaricomycetes, Agaricales, Agrocybaceae. Gene Ontology annotation, biological process: regulation of DNA-templated transcription. Gene Ontology annotation, molecular function: DNA-binding transcription factor activity, RNA polymerase II-specific; zinc ion binding. The transcript is spliced from 3 exons. The coding region runs from base 1 to 1356 and encodes 451 amino acids.